Messenger RNA from Passer domesticus (house sparrow), 9843 nucleotides. RefSeq names its product myosin light chain 10 (gene MYL10). Gene Ontology annotation, molecular function: calcium ion binding. Lineage: Eukaryota; Metazoa; Chordata; Aves; Passeriformes; Passeridae. Gene Ontology annotation, cellular component: cytoplasm; mitochondrion. The record is from RefSeq and is a predicted model, not a curated record. The coding region runs from base 9270 to 9713 and encodes 147 amino acids. The transcript is spliced from 12 exons.
GCUGGGAGGCUGUGAAGGGCAGGGCCCCUGCCUGGCACCACCACUGUUGAGGGAAGGAGGCGCAGCCCCAGAGUGUGGCUGAGGCCUGGCCGCCGCCGUGAGGGCACCGCUGCCACCUCAGGGGAGCAAAGCUGGGUUAAAACGAUACCAAAAUGGGGUAACACAGCCCAAGGUCUGUGGGGUAGUGGCACUGCCUCUGAGUCUCUCUUCAGAGCAUGAUUUUACGUGUAGAGCUGCUCAAGCUGAGUAACAAAAUGGAGGGAAAGCUGUUUGCCUGAGAGCCGGCAGAACCAUCGGAGCACACAGCCCAGACCAAGGAAGGAUUCACCUUGUCUGCUGCCCAGAGCCUCCUGCCAAUCACAGAGGAUCUGGGAGCACAGGGAGAGAGAGGUUGGAUAAGUGCAGCCCUUGGAGUGGCGGCGGCACUUUGAUAGCACCAAACACCACGCAAGCAAUAAAGCAUGAUGAAUGUGCAUGAGAAAAACUAGAUCUGGGCUCUAAGGCAGCCAAUCAUCUCUGCAAACCUCGACCCUUUCAGGGCAGAGUCCAACAGAGACAGAUAAAACUGUGUACCUCUGAGCAGGUGGAACCUGGGUCUGAUUCUUAGCAAAUGUGCAGCUCAUGCCUAGAUACUCAUUCCUGAAGUCUGGAUGGAUUUUAUUAGAACUGGAUGAUGUGGAAGAGCCUAAGCUGAGGCAAACCUUCCUCUGCAGAGUGUUUCUGGGGCUUUCUCCUUGCUCUGCCAUUGCCACAGAUAAAGAGGAUAAUAACCGUACCAGCUUCACCAGCCCGUGGAGAGAACAGCUGAAGAGAGCAUGUGAAAUUGCUGUGAUGAAUAGCAGAAGAGGGGAAGGCUUCUUGCAGUGAGAGAGAUCUAAGCAGCCCAUCAGGCCAGGAGGCAAACUGAGAGAAAACUUUUUUGGCUAGGGUUGAAUUAGGAGUGAUGUAUGGUGUUAAAGAACAGAAAGCCAACAGGUUCUCUGUGCAAAGGAAAACCAAAGAAAAAUGAAUGCAUCAAAAUAUGUGAUUUAAACCUUGUCUAAAUUAAGGAAGAAACACGAAAGUGCUGCUCUGAAGAAAGAGCUUGAACUCAGUCAGAGAAAAGAGAUUCUAAAACAGUAACAGAGAAACUUCCUCCUCUUUAGAGACAGUGAAAGAGAAAAUAGCAUGUGCCUUCCUAUUAAAAACGUGUCUUUCCAAGGAGAAAAGGCUCAAAACCUGAAUACUUCAAAGAUAUUAACCCCAGUGUGCUCCAGAUAACUCCUGCAGAGAUGGGCAGCAAUGGUGGUGUCAGAACACUUGAAAACAGUGACCUGGAAGCCUCUGUUCCAGAGGCAAGACCAAGCUGUUCUGUCUGCCUAAGACACUGCCCAUAUUCCUGGUGGGAUCAGUGCAGACCACUGCUGCAGCACCCCAGCCUCCCCACUGCCUUCAGGAGCUGCUGAAGAAAAGGCAGCCCAGCCCAGGGAGGUACAAACUGACUGACCCCUUCAGCUGCAGAUGCCUCUGGGCUGUUGGCAGGAUUUGCCAAGCUGCAAUCUGCCUCUGGCCACACGCCACACUCACCUUGUGAAGGCCUCGGGCUGCUUUGAAUCCCUGCUACCAGCAGCAGUCUAAAUGUUAAAGAUCAGCACAUUGGACAAAUAUUAACAGAAUUUCAGGCCAACAGCUCAGCAGCAAAAUGCUGCCAUGUGCUGAGAUUUCUUCCUGAUCAGUAGCUGUGAGCUUGUGUCAGCAGCCUCUUCUCCAUUUCACUAAUGACAGCUGUGAACCUCCUCCAUCAACAAGCUGGCUUAAGCCAUGCCAUGACUGCCUCUGCUGCCUCUGUACACUCAGCAAACCCUUCCUCCUGCUCAGAGAGUUCUGGAAGCUCACAUACAUCAUGGUAGGACACUGAUUUCACUGCUGGCUCAGUGAUGAACUGUCACAGCUGAGACAGCCACGACACACAGAGCACCACCACACAAUUCCAGAAGGCUUCAAGCAUUCACCCAGAGUAACACCACACAAUUCCAGAAGAAUUCAAGUAUCUGCCCAGACAGAGUAAUAUCACACCACCUCAAAAGGCUGCAAGCAUCUGCCCUUGCUGUUCUCCAGCCCAACCCUUUAUCUCCUCACGUUGAUGCAAUGCCCCUGUGUGCCCUCUGCUCCCUUUGGUGGUUGGGCAGUACCUGGGCACUCCAUGGCUCAUUGCUUUGGAGCUCACUGGGGAUGAGGUCAGGCACAGCCCCACUCCCAAUCCCACAAACUGUGUGCCUGCAAUGAACAGAUGUCAGGAAAAAAGGGUAACAGGAGAAAGCCUGAAAAAAGCAUUUUCUACCAGAGGCACUAGAAAAGUGCAGGAGAGUCUUUCCUCAGGUUGUUCAACAGCAAUCAGUGCAAUGUUGUUUAGGUCAUUCUCCUACUGAGGUUUCCUACAUGGAAAGUUACUUUGCCACUAGAAUAUUGGUGGAGCUCCUGUAGGUGACAGUGUGGCCAAUUCUGGACUGGAAUUUCUAUAUAUUGAAUCUUCUCUGAGAGAGGCCUACAACUUCUGGGUAAAUACAUCACCAAGAGCUAUCUGUACACCAUGCACAGAAAGCAUUAUGCAUUUCAGAAUACACUUGAUUUUUAAGUAGUUCUUGAACUCCCAAGUGCUUAAAUCACUUCUGAAAGUAAAAUAGUGACUCUUGAGUCAGAAGCUUUUGAAAGUAUUAUCCUCUGUGUUUUCCAGUUUUGUUCCUCUUCAAGCACUUAAGUGAUUUUUAAAGGCACUGAUCACCCACAGGUUGUGUUGCCGUUCCUGACAGUUGUGAGCAGUCAGCACCUCUGGAGAAGUUGAGAAAUUUUGUGCCUCAGUUCAUUUGCCUGGAUUUUAAAACUGUGGCCUCUGCUUUUAUUGACUUUUGAGACAGGUGAAGUUGAUAAAGUGAACAAUAUAAAAAGUGCAGCAGAGCAUUAAAAAGCAGGAAAGAUGAUGAGAAGAGAUUGCGGCCAAGAUUAAAAGACAGGAUUUCAUUGGGAUGUUUUCCUUAUGCCAAGACUUCCUUUUUAUUGCCUUUUUUUUCCCCUUCAUGUGGAGUUGCACUGAAAAAGCUGCAUCCUGACUCUCCCACACCCCUGGAUUUUAUCAUAGUCAGUGAUGCACACCCCUGUAAAAAGCACGUUAAAUAUUUUUGUGGUUAAACGUCACCUGGCUUGGUGGGAGCAGAAGCCUCACAUACAGGGCUCAUAGGAAUGAAUCAUUUUAUAGCUCCCAAUCUCUGCAGCUCCCCCUUGUCUGGCCCUGUUCUCAUCCUGAACCCAGCCAGGGCCUGUCCCUGCAGUCACUUGGACAAGUUCCUGAAGUCCCCUGGGCUGAGGAUUGGUGCCACAACACCCUGCUCUGGUGUCCUGUGGCAGCAGCUCUGUGCUGGGCUGGUGUCUCUGGCUGCAGCUCCUCCUGCUCCUCUGAGGCUCUCUGGGGUUUCAUGUUUGAUUUUGGAGGUCUGGACAAUGCUGCUGCUUGGAUCUCCUAAGUUAAACUGGUUAGUUGUUGGAUGGAGUGACCGCCAAGGAAAACACCUGCAGGAGGUGUGAUGGUGAUUCUGGAGGUGGCUCAGUUCCCUCACUCAGGAUUGAACUGGUCUCUCCAGGGCCAGAAAGUGAAGAACUGGCAGAGAUGACAAUUUCCAAAGGUCAGGACAGGAUGGAAAACCAAUGUCUGUUUGUUUUCUUUGCAAGGGCAUGAGGAAAGUUCCUGCCCUAGAAACAAGGCGCCUCUGGUGUGAUUAAAGAAGUCAGCAAAACUCUGCUUCUUUAAACUGGGAAAUCACUCUUUGAAAAGAUCACACCUGUGGGAUUCCAGUAGGUCAGAAAACAUCCUUAGACUACAGAUUCUUAAUUUCUCUCCUCCACUCUGGCCAUGCAGUCACAUUCCCUGCCCACAGCAUCAGUCUGUGCAGUGCUAAAAAUGCUAAAAAUGCUUCUGCCUGCUUUCCUCACACUGCUUACCUAGGAACUGUUCUGCACUAUGAGGAAUGAAGAGAACAACUACUGAAAGGUUUUUAUCCCAACCAGGAUUAAAGCAAUCACUUCCUGUUCAUGGCCAGUUGUUUCAAGUGUCACUUAGAAGAGGUGCAGGAGCAGUCAGGCUCAUUGGAGACCUGAUACCAUCUGUGGCUUGUCUUAGAUUGUCACACAGCAGGUGAACUUGGAAUGAAAUCCUCAUUCUUGUUUUAUCAAAAUCAGUUUGCUCUUUCAUCAUUUUAGGUCAAACUUUUUUUUUUUUUUUUUGCUUAGCACUUUUCCUAAGUGCUCAAAUAGCAAUGGAUGAGAGUCCUGUAACAUAAAUCUUUCAACCUCUUUGGACACUUUCCCAUGUAAUACACCUGGGUCAAAACUUCAGCUUUUAAAUGAGAAAAGAUGCUGUGGUUCCUCCCACUAAAACUGGUCAUUAUCUCACUAACAUCAGAUUUACUCCUGUGAAAUAUCUUUCUCAAAUCAGCAUGUUGUUGCAAUAACAUGUCCUAAGGUGAAAUCUGACUUUAGAGUAGAUUUUUUUCUUCAUGAAGGAGAACUUUCUGCUGAUAUUCCUCACUUGCACAGUCCAUUGAUCAUUAAUUUAUUGCAUCUUUCUGUGGGACAGUGCUGAAUGCAGGCUGGAUUAUAAGGUAUUGAGUCACUGUUCAUUACUGAUUUAUUGAAGCCUGUAAUAGGAACAGAAUGAAACAGUGUUUGAACAGCCUGUUUGAAACUAAAGUCAAAUGAAUGUAAAGCAUAUGCUCAAUGUAACAUUGUCCCAACAGAAGGAUGGAUUUCACAUCCUUAAGGAUUUUAAAUCAUAGGGGUCAAAAUUCAGGAUUUGUUUCAGUGAAUCAGUCAGCCCAGUGGAAAUGAGCUAUUUGUGAUCUCCACUGAUGGCACUUCCCCUGCAGACAGGCACUUGGGUGCUCCAUCUCAUCUGCUGCUUCUCCUGGUUAGUGCUGCAGCUCUUCAUGUGCAUUUUUGCCAGUUGCAGCUGGAAUUGCCACUUCCUAUUUGAGAGGAGAAGGGGGAGUAGGUACAGUUUCUAGAUUUUUUGUGGGUUUAGGCAUCUUCAUGACAGUUUUACUAAGCUUGCUUGUAUUAUGCUCUUCCUGGCAUUUCCUCCUUUUGAAGUCAUUAAAACCGAUUUCAUAUUUAUAAAUAAAGUGUCCUAAUGCAUCUAAUAUAUGAUGAGGUCUGGCUGCUGCCUGAUUCUCUUUUUAAUGUUUACGCCAGGUGCCUCUUGCUUUCAAGGAACCAAGCAAUGAAUAAAUUUAACAGAUAUUUCUCUUAAUUAGCCCCCAAAGAGCUAGCAAUGAAAAACACUAUCAGAAAUAUUCUAGUGCUUUAGAAAAUAUAAGACUUCUUCACAAAGCCUCUACACAGAAUUACAGAACAGCAAUAAAAUCAUCACUUGCAUGCAGAAAUAGAUUGUUUACACAGGGAUCUCUUAUGAACUGGCAUUUAUUAUGAUUAACUUCUAAUCACACAAACGUUUCCACACAUGCAUCUGAGCACAGCCACUGAAAUCAGUGGGACAGCUCUGCUGCCUGACAUUAGGUACAGGCAUUAAAGUUUGUGGGAUUAGAGCCCCAUUUGUGUGUAUCUCAAAGAGCUUUGCCUUCUCUCAGAAGGGGGAAGGAAAAUUUAUAUUCCAGAUUGGUGUAAUUACUGUAGGACACACAAUAUUGGCAAACUAGAUUCUCUGAAUGUCUGCAACAUUUCAAAGUAGUUUAAGAUAGAGGCUAAAGGCUGACAGUUUCUUAUUCCGACUUACAUUCUGCCCCCUCUGCUUUUGAUUCUGCAUUCAGAGCUGCCACAAGAAUGUCAGCACUGCAAUAAAUAUGCAUUUAUGUAGCACCUUUUUUUUUGAAGUUUUCUAAACACUUUACAGACAGCCCUUUAUAUUCACAGAUCUCAAAGUAUUUUAGAAAUCUCUGUUAGUAUUGUUUUAUUCCUUUUACUGAGGGAGCAAUGGGUUUGUUUCCAGGGGAGCAACUGAUCCAGGAGCCAGUGCUUUCAAAUUAGCUAAAUUAGAAUUCUCCUAUGAAAAUUUUCUCCAAAAGGUCUCAAGUGGCUCUGAGGGAAAACAUGAAGUUUUUAUUUCCAUCUUUCAGUGCGCUGGUAUAGGCAGGAUUACACAGGGCUAAUAAACCUCAUGUGUGCCAAGAGUCAGCCCAGAAAAUUCCAGUCAACCAGACACACAGUAAUUGUGUCUGCCCUAUGGUUGGGAUAUUGGGAAGAAAAUCCAAGAAUCCUGGCUCCAAAGUUGUUUGUUGCAGGUAGAUCAUGGGGUUGAGGGAGGUGGUGAUUCUGCACUGACUCCCACAGGUCAGUUUUACACGUGGCUUUGUGGGAGACUGAAUUUACAUCCUUGAGUCUAUGUUUUGUGUCUGGUUUAUCAGGGUUGCAGUUUAAUUGUUCCCAGGCUGUCCAGGUGAUAGAGCUAGCUGUGUGGCACCCAAAAUAUCUUUAAAACCUGGAGCCCUGGGCAGGGGAGAGCAAGGACCUGCACAUGGAUCUCUGUGCUGCAGCAGAGCCUUUGGUCCCUUUGGUGGCUGCUGCUCUGUUCUCAGGGGGCACAUCCCAGGAUCCACAGUCCUUCUUUAAGGAGUCACAUUCCCCAGCUAAGGAGUGUACAGAUCAUCCCAUUGUAUUGAUCCCAUCCCUGAAACAGCCAGCUGAGGAAAAAUCCUCCCUUGUCUCCCCCAGCCACAAGGAAAUUCCUUCAUUAGAGACCACUGUAAUGCUACAGAAAUAUUCCUUUCCAGCAACAAACUCCCCAUAAUGUUGUUAUGACAAGUGCCUUAAAAGUGGCAAUCAAUUCUUCUUUGAAGUCAUUAACAACCAAAAAUGAGUGCAGGACUUGUGAGAGGGCUGGAAAUACGAGAAGAUUUAAAGUGUAUCUCUCAAAUGUGCUCCAGCAGAGAGGAGGGAAGGGAUCCAAUUGCUUUCUUACCCUUGGAAUUUCUCUGUUGGUUUUAAUAGUCUGAUAGCCUAAUGACAAACUCCACACACACUCUGGGGUAUGUUCUCAGCUUAAUCCAUGGGGAUGCAUGUCUGUAAUACUCAUUAACGUCAGGGAGCGUUAGGAGGAACAUAAAUCUUUGCUCACUAAGAUGUGAAUCUAGAUUCUGAUGUUCACCACACAGCAUCAACUGCUGACUGAAGAAUAAGAGGAAUUCCAGCACCUAGAAAGUCUCCUUGAGAGUUCCUAGACUAAACAAUCAAUCCAGCCAAAAAAAAUCAGGGAUGAAAUUUCUACUCCACACUUUUGGUUGAAAACACCAGCUGUGAUAGAGAGUGAUGCAUAUCCAACAGGCAGGCUCCAGCUCACACAGGAAGUCCAUAAAAUCCCUGUGAAUCCCCAGCUGGCUAGACAAGCUCUCUAGUUCCACCAGAAACCCUGAAAAAUAGAUAAGCAGUACAUUUCUCAGUUAAUGGUUAGUGCCCUACAGCCCAGGAAAACAUCACACUAUGCACAUACAUAAAGAGGAAUUUUGAUGCCAAGAAAUUAGAACUACUCUAUAACAGACUUCUGAUUUGUGAUUUCUUUGGCACCAAGCCUAACACAAAAUCACUGUGAUUUCCAACUACAAAUAUUUUUGGAACCACCAGACUUGGUCCCAUGUGUAUGUUAAAUGAAAUGAAUGUUCAAAAUCCACAAUAAAACUCCAGAGGGGAGACUCCGAUUAGAAUAUUAACAUUAAUCUUAGGAAGUCACUAGGAACCAUUCAAGCUACAAUAAUAAAUUGCAAUAAAGAAGGAAUAUAAGGGCUUUUUUUGCUGUCUGUUCAGUAAGCAGGUGUUACUGUGAACACUCUAAUCUACACAGCACAGAAGUGAAGUGGUUGCCCUUAAAUUUUCCAGUUGUGUAAAACAAAUAAAUGACAUUACCAUAAUAUGUACAACAAUCCCUCUUAGAGGAGCUCAAGUGCAGCUCAGGGACUGGUGCAGAUACUGAGAUCACGUCAUGCAGCUCCCCAGGACAAGACUGGAAAGUUUUCAAAAGCAAUCCAUCUCUCAACAGCCCCAGAGGCAGGAGCAGGAUCCUGAUUCACUCCCUGUUGGUGGUGAGAGCCAUCCCUGGGCCACUUGCUGCUGACAGAGUCCCUGAACUCACCCUGGGGAGUCCCAGGUGUAAGGACAUGAUGCUGCCAUGCUGCUCCAGCAAGGGGCUGAGCUCUGACGUGCUAACUGGACUGAACUUUGAUGUAAUUUGGAUCCAGGCUGAAGUGCUUCAAUUUAAAUCUCUGAAAUGUACCUUAGCAGCAGUGGUUUGAUUGUUAAAAUGAAUGGUCACUUCCAAAAGCAGCUUCCUUUGACUUGCAGCAGCUAAUCAGGACUUCUCAGCUCUGUCACCCAGAUGAAAUGGAUAUAUAUCCUCAGUGUUAAACCUUUGUGUUUAGAAGUUUUCACCACCAUCUCUAACAUGGCAAUAAAACUGUGGUUCUCAGCAUACAAUCUUGGCUUUCAAAAUUCAGGAGAAAGAAUGAUCAGGAGGUGAACCAAACCUUUGACUGGAAUAUUUUUAGGUUUGGUGUUCUCAAAUUUAAGUGGUGACAGAAAAAGUUUCUUGUUAUCAUUAGAAAAUUGGACUCAAGUGGGACUAGCACACGAUUCAUUGUAUUUUCACAAAUAGGUGAGAAAUGAGGUGUACAGGAAUUUCCUAAUUCAGUAAAGUGCUGCUUUCCAGUUCAGGCAUUGGCUCGUGGUGGUGAACAUAUUUCUUUUGUUCUGGAGAAGUCAUUUUUUCACACCUGGCUGUUUUGUGGUGUUCACUGUACUUCUGAUGCAACCCAGAUUCCAGGAAGCCUGGGAGCUCCCAAAGCAAAGUCUGCUCUGCAGGAUCUGUAGCUCAGCAGCAACAGCAAGGAGUUGGAAGCUGAUCCAUGCUGAGCUGGAUCAUUGAUUGAAUAUUUAGGUGUUCUCUCAGAGCUUGUCAGGAAACAAACUCCAACCCUGAAAUGCAAAGCACCAAGACUCCUCAAGGAAUGUUUUUGAUCACACAUAUCAAGCAAUUCGCAAAGAACUGACCAAACUCUGGCUUUAGUGUGUUUGUGUGUCCCUGUGAGGAGUUUUCUGUGUGCAGCCUCGCAGAGCAGCAAAAUUGUCCUUCCAGAGGAAAGCAGGACCUUGCCCAUGGAAAUGCUUUUGUGCUUUUAAGGCCAGAUCACAGAAGAUCUUCUCUGGUGCUUUCAGGGGCUGUUUGAAUGUGAGCUCCAGCUGGACUGGCUCCCAAAAAGGCAAAGAAGAAGAUAGAAGGUGGUUCCAAUGUUUUCUCUAUGUUUGAACAAACCCAGAUCCAGGAGUUCAAAGAGGCUUUUACCAUCAUGGAUCAGAACAGGGAUGGCUUUAUUGACAAAGCAGAUUUGAGAGACACAUUUGCUGCACUAGGUCGUCUGAAUGUCAAGAAUGAAGAGCUUGAAGACAUGGUGAAGGAGGCGCCAGGUCCUAUUAACUUCACUGUCUUCCUUACUAUGUUUGGGGAAAAGCUGAAAGGCACGGACCCAGAAGAAACCAUUCUGAAUGCUUUUAAGAUUUUCGACCCAGAAGGAAAAGGCCGCAUAAAGGCAGACUACAUCAAAGAAAUGCUCAUGACACAGGCAGACCGGUUCAGUCAAGAAGAGAUCAACCAGAUGUUUGCUGCUUUCCCUCCAGAUGUCUCUGGGAACCUCGACUAUAAGAAUCUCUGCUAUGUUAUCACCCAUGGUGAGGAGAAAGACUGAGCAAAGAGAGGAGCUUCUCCUGUGCUGAUGCACCCAAUUAUUUCAUGAUACACAAGACAAAGGGCUAAGCAUCCACGAUGUGAAGCCAUGUGGUCAUUGGAAGACAACCAAUAAAAUAAUUUAAAAUAGA